Molecule: messenger RNA, 234 nt
Organism: Plasmopara halstedii
Lineage: Eukaryota; Oomycota; Peronosporomycetes; Peronosporales; Peronosporaceae
Exons: 2
Coding region: 1-234 (77 amino acids)
Source: RefSeq, a predicted model, not a curated record
AUGUGUUCGCGCACUGUAAUACGUGUAAUCACGAAGAUAGCCAACGAAGCACAGUAUUUAGGUUUGAUAUCGAUGCAGGUGUCUAUAGAUGACACGGUAAAAGCCGUCUGUUACCUCCUUGUACCAGACCACUUAGCACCUGGGUCUGCUGAGAUGUUGCUUCGUCUCCAACAACCAAUCUGGCGUCUGGGCUUCUCAGAAGACCUGAUUAAGCUAAGCGCUGAGCAUGAGUGA